This is a messenger RNA of Tetrahymena thermophila SB210, 462 nucleotides long. RefSeq lists its product as hypothetical. Lineage: Eukaryota; Ciliophora; Oligohymenophorea; Hymenostomatida; Tetrahymenidae. The record is from RefSeq and is a predicted model, not a curated record. The transcript has 2 exons.
AUGAAGUUGAUUUAAAAAAUAUUUCCCAAAAAAUGCUAUGAAAGCUUAUAGAAUAAUAUCUCUUAUAGAACAUUCUAACUUUGGAGACUUGUUUAUAAAAAUCUAACUGUGAUUACAAAAUUUAAACCUGAAUUAUAUUCAGAUAUUUCUCAGUUAAAUAUGUCUAAAAAAUAACUGAGUCGAUUUACUAAGAAAAAAAAAUCAUAGGUAUCGAAAAAAAUAUUAGGCUUAGAAUAAACUAACACAUUCGAGGAUAAAAGUUUAACAGGAGGAAGUCCAUUUAUUAGUUAUUUUAAUUAAAAUGUAUCAUUUUUUAAGAACCAAUAACAUACUGCAAGUCCUACGAAUUUGUUAUCAAAUUCAAUAUACUAAACUAAAUUAAGUACUUUUUAGUAAAUAAAAAGCAUGAAUAAAUAACAAUCAAACAAAUAAGAAGUAUUUAACUUGUCUGAGAUUUCAUGA